AAACAAGCCCGAACGUCGAGUACUCGUCUUCAAUACUUCAGCUUCACCUCGAUCACACAUAGCACCUCAAUGGCAGAAGCCUCAGAGACAGCCCCUGUGGUGAACAAGAACAAGAAGAACAGGAAGGAAAAGCCUUGGGACACGGACGACAUAGACCACCCUCAUGAGGAUAACAAGGGCGGUACCUUCAAGGAGGAGUCUUCGUUCGCCACCUUGUUCCCGAAGUACAGAGAAAAGUACUUGCGGGAGGUAUGGAGUGCGGUUACACAGGCUUUGGAUGCACAUGGCAUAGCCUGCUCGCUCGAUUUGAUCCAUGGAUCCAUGUCGGUUCGGACUACACGAAAAACUUACGACCCCUACAUCAUCCUGAAGGCUCGGGAUAUGAUCAAGCUCCUCGCGCGUGGUGUAGCCAUCGGCCAAGCUGUGAAGAUCCUUGACGACGCUGUGGCAUGCGAUAUCAUUAAGAUAGGCAAUAUCGUCCGGAAUAAGGAGCGCUUCGUGAAGCGGAGACAGAGGAUCAUAGGACCUGACGGUAGUACGCUCAAGGCAAUCGAGUUGUUGACACAAUGCUACGUUCUCGUACAAGGGAACACCGUCAGUGUGAUGGGGCCAUACAAGGGCCUUAAGGAGGUCCGACGGAUAGUACUCGACUGCAUGAAGAAUAUCCACCCUAUAUACAGGAUCAAGGAGCUCAUGAUCAAGCGCGAACUUGCAAAAGACCCCCAGCUGGCUAACGAGUCAUGGGACCGCUUUCUACCGAAGUUCCGUAGACACCACCUCAAGACCUCUGAAAAGACUUCACGGAAGAACGAGCGGAUACAGGAGAAGGACGAAGCCCGGAAGACUGCGGGCUUGGAACCGGUUGGGGCGGGCAAGAAGGAGGCGCCUGCAAAGAAGGUCUAUACCCCCUUCCCCCCACCGCAGAUGCCUCGAAAGGUCGACCUGCAACUAGAAUCUGGAGAGUACUUCCUCAAAGCGCACGAGAAGCUUGAUCGUGAAGAGCGGAAACGCAAAGAGAAGCAAGAACAAGUCGCUGAAGAGCGGCGUGUCAAGCGUGCCGAGGCAUUCGUGGCACCGGUCGAAGAUGCUGCCCCAACGGUUGAGGAGAAGCGCAAACGGCGGCGGGAGCAGCAAGUGGAGGAAGCAGCGCCCCACGACGACUCAGGGCGCAAAGAGAAGAAAAAGAAGAAGAAGAAGGCAAGAGUCGAGGGCGUAGAUGAGAGUGCAUCAUAGUCCUAGUGGAUGGCAGCGCUGUAGAUGUUACAUUUUUCCCAUUCUUCUACACUUUCUAUCAACUUUCUGCGCACGUUUUCUAUCUCGUGGUUUGAGCGUCGUUUCGGCGGGCAGCGUGACGCAAAAGCUGGGUGGUGUCACGGAGUGACGCAAGGU
This is a messenger RNA of Rhodofomes roseus, 1389 nucleotides long. RefSeq lists its product as uncharacterized. Lineage: Eukaryota; Fungi; Basidiomycota; Agaricomycetes; Polyporales; Fomitopsidaceae. Gene Ontology annotation, cellular component: nucleolus; small-subunit processome. Gene Ontology annotation, molecular function: RNA binding. Bases 70 to 1233 code for a protein of 387 amino acids. The record is from RefSeq and is a predicted model, not a curated record. The transcript has 8 exons.